UUAAAAACUCCUGCAAACAUCAGUCGAUUUCCGAACUCUCAAACUCCAUCCACCUCUUCAUCAGAGCUCUACUUCUUCACUCCCGGCUGUUCGCCUGAGUAUUUUUGUGUUUAUUUGACUAAUCUGUCUUCUCUGAUGGCAGAGGGAAUAAAUGGAUUUUCAUCGCCAAGAGCGGACGUUUUUCCGGCAGGACUUCGUGUCCUUGUCGUCGAUGAUGAUCCUACUUGGUUGAAAAUUCUAGAGAAGAUGCUCAAGAAGUGCUCUUAUGAAGUUACUACAUGUGGACUAGCAAUAGAGGCUCUGGAUCUGCUUCGUGAAAGAAAAGAUGGGUUUGACAUUGUAAUUAGUGAUGUCAACAUGCCUGACAUGGAUGGUUUCAAGCUUUUGGAGCAUGUUGGACUUGAAAUGGAGCUUCCUGUCAUUAUGAUGUCUGUUGAUGGGGAAACAAGCAGAGUGAUGAGAGGUGUCCAACAUGGUGCUUGUGAUUAUCUUCUGAAGCCAAUUCGAAUGAAGGAACUAAGAAACAUAUGGCAACAUGUUUACAGAAAGAAGAUACAUGAGGUGAGAGAUAGUGAAAGCCAUGAAUGCCUUGAAGAGAUUCUGAUGAUGAGAAAUGUAUCGGAACAAUCUGAUGAUGGCUACUUGCUUUCUGGGGGUGGUGACAUAACACCAGGUAAGAAAAGAAAAGACGCUGAACAUAACAAUUACAAUGACAAAGACUUCAUUGACCAUUCUUCAAUCAAGAAAGCAAGAGUUGUAUGGACAGUUGACCUUCAUCAGAAGUUUGUCAAAGCUGUCAAUCAUAUCGGUUUUGAAAAAGUGGGUCCCAAGAAAAUACUUGACCUAAUGAACGUGCCAUGGUUAACAAGAGAGAAUGUUGCAAGCCACUUGCAGAAAUAUCGUCUCUACUUAACUAGGUUACAAAAAGAUGAUCUUAAAAGUACAGAUUCUAUAAAGAUGCAACAAAAUGAAGGCGUCCAGAAUACCAAUUCCAGAAUCCAUGAAGUUGAUCUCAAAACCACCACCACCACCACUUCAUUGCAGACAAUAGAAUCCAAGAAAGUAUUAACCGGUUAUGCAGCCAAGGGUCAUCACAACAAGGCCAGCAGUUCAAACAUUGGGAUCGGAAUCGGAAACAACCACUCCUUCCGGUCAACUCAGUACCCGACAUUUAACUCAGUGUUGCCAACUCAGUACUCUUGGGAUGGAGGUUUCACAGAAAUUCAGUUCAAACAAGAACACAGCAACCAACACUUUGAGGUGGAAAAUGGGUUGGGACUACUAUUGCCUACUACUACUGUACUCCAACAACACAACCAAGAAAGAGGCAAACGAGUAGUAGCGAAUUCAAGCAGUGGAAUCAAGUCAUCUUUUGGCUCCUCCUCCUCCUACAUUAACAUUAUGCCAACUUUCCAACCUCCAGAUCCAUGGAGCCUGAAAGAUGAUCAACAAACUUCCAUUAAUAAUCUUGAUUUAUCUUCUAUUCUGCUUCAAGGUCAACAACUUUCCUCCUCAACAAAUCUUGAUAUACAACAAAAGAAAGGAGUAGCCGAGUAUAACGAUCCAGAGUUCCCUCCAAGCUUAUAUGAUGCACUAAGAUUCGACUAUGAAUAUGAAUACCCUCCUGACUCAUUGGAAUAUCCAGUAAUAGAUCAAGGCCUAUUCAUAGUUUGA
Lactuca virosa is the source of this 1674-nucleotide messenger RNA. NCBI's taxonomy places the organism in Eukaryota, Viridiplantae, Streptophyta, Magnoliopsida, Asterales, Asteraceae. The record is from the annotation of a GenBank genome assembly.